This is a messenger RNA of Lethenteron reissneri (Far Eastern brook lamprey), 1976 nucleotides long. RefSeq names its product zona pellucida sperm-binding protein 4-like. Lineage: Eukaryota; Metazoa; Chordata; Hyperoartia; Petromyzontiformes; Petromyzontidae. Gene Ontology annotation, molecular function: structural constituent of egg coat; acrosin binding. Gene Ontology annotation, biological process: binding of sperm to zona pellucida; prevention of polyspermy. The record is from RefSeq and is a predicted model, not a curated record. Gene Ontology annotation, cellular component: egg coat.
CUGGGCGGCGACAAGGCGCGGCGCCGAACCCACGCCGUUUAUUUAAGAGACGCGGUUGUGGGAGGCUCCUUUCGCUGGAGGAAUGGUCGUGUGGCCAUGGCACCUUUGUCUCGAGAAUCUGCGGCGCUUCGGUUUUUAGUGUUCAGCGUCUUGGUGGCUCACUCGGCGCUGGCCCAGAUUGAUCGUGCGUGGAAGAACGCCAUCGAGUCGCACGACACUCCGAGCAAUCUCUACACACAAUGCCAGCCGUCGACCGUGGGCUUCCUUGUGAAGGAGGACGCGCGCUCCACCGUCUACUACAUUCGAAUCCUGGAUAAACAAAACACGGCCGAGUAUGCCGAGACUCUGAAAGCAGAGGGCUGCGGAUACGAGAUCACCAGAGAUGCCAACGGUCUGCAUUUCGUAGCGCCAAACGGGGGAUGCCGCGUCUACAUCGACAAUGACAAACGAGUCAUGAACGUGGAGGUGGAGAAGGUGGUGCGUGGGCAGAAGCAACGCGCCUUGAGAUUCGCCAUCGAGUGCCCCAUUAGCUUGAGGUCGAUUGGUGGUCAGAACCAAGAACUUCCGUGGCAAGCGCCUCCGUCGCCGUCCUGCGACGCCUCCACUCGCCGCAUCCCGUGUGGAUCUGGCUCUCAAAUUCCGAGCGAUGCAUCUUGUAGGGAGCGGCGCUGCUGCUACGAUGCAGCCCAGCAGACGUGCUUCUACGGCAACCCAGUUUGCACCACAGACGGCCGCUUUGUCAUCCCGGUGCCACGAGACAUCACCUCGCCGGCCCUCAACCUGAGCACCCUCCGCCUCGGCCUCGAUCUGCCCGAGUGCCGUCCCGUGGUGGCGUCGGACGAAUAUGUCGUCUUCGACUUUCCAUUGGCCUCCUGUGGGACGAGCUCGCAGUGGGACGGCGAGGAUCUCAUCUACGAAGUGAUGCUGAUCGCUGACAGAGAGCUCUGCACCGAUGGGGAUGUUUCCAUCACGAGAUCUUCAACUUACGAGCUGCUUCUGCAGUGCAGAUUCCCAGGGAUGAGCGACGUGGAGAUGAUCGGCGUGGAGGUCAACACCCUCCCCCCUCAGCCACCGGCCACUGCCGAGGGACCCCUAUUCAUAGAAAUUCGAGUGGCCACUGACGGAGAUUACCUGGACUACUACUCGCAGUUCCCGGUCGUGAAGUUCUUGAGGGACCCCAUCUUCCUGGAGGUUCGGCUCCUGGACCACCCGGACCCGAGCCUCGUGCUGGUGCUGCAGGACUGCUGGGCCACACCGACACCUGACCCCCUCAACAGCGUCCAGUGGAGGGUGCUGGACAACCACUGCCCUUUCACAGAUGACAACUACCUGACGGUGCUGCACCCCAUGGCGGAGUUCCCCAGCACGCCCCUUGGCACGCACUACAAGCGCUUCGAGGUGAAGACGUUCGUUUUCAUGACGCCGGGCGGCACCGUCUUGCCCAACGGACAGCUCUACUUCCACUGCAGCGCCUACGUGUGCCAAGGGGACGACGUCUCCUGCGUGCCGCCAUGCCCCGUCUCGAGAUUUAAGCGAACGCCUGCUGAUGCGGAAUCUUUGUCCCUCGUGACUGUACAAGGACCUGUCAUAAUUUUGGUACCCGAGGAGAAUGAAGAGUGGGGAUUUCUAUCGAGUGACGUUAUGGACGGUGAUGACGCGAUCAAGGUGAUGGUGCUGACGUUGUCCGGAGUGAGCCUGCUUGUGGCCCUGAUCAUCACCCUGGUCAUCGCCGUCUUCUGCCGCCGCCAGCAGCAGCGCGUCGUUGACAAAGCCUCGCCCGAGUUCGUUGCCCUCGGCUCUUGAGAACCCCGCGAGCCAAAACCGGCGUUCAAUAGCAACGCGACUCGCUCGCUUCUUGCACAUUUUGGUGGCGUUACGUUUUACUUCGGUUGAACAAGUCCAUUUUGACGUUAGGUUGAAGACUUGCGAUUCUCAAGUUUGGUGUCAAAGGUGACGGAUUUACUGGGACUGCUCGA